Paramecium sonneborni is the source of this 633-nucleotide messenger RNA. Lineage: Eukaryota; Ciliophora; Oligohymenophorea; Peniculida; Parameciidae. The record is from the annotation of a GenBank genome assembly.
UUUAUGCUGCACAUAAAAUGGCUCCAUUUCAAUUUGAAUAUAACAAAUAACCUAAACCUAUUGUUGAUUCGACUGAUGAUUUCUAUUUCCAAAAUCAUAUUACUAAUGAUAUUGGAGAUAGUACUGUACUUGCAUCAUAAUUUAUGGCUCCAGUUAUUAAAUGGAUUUAUGAACAUCAUCAUGGAUUAACCAAUAUCCCAACUAAAUUAGUUGAGUAUUGUUCAUAAUAUAAUGGAGAUGCUGUAUGUAUCAUCUAUCUAUGAUUCUAAAGAUUCUUAAGGAUAAAAAUUAUUUACACAAUCAGGAUAUUUAGGUCUUACUUGUUCUUGCAAAUUUUAAAAACUGCAUUCUUUAUUAUUAAUCUAUUUUUAGGGAAUUGAUCAUUGUGGACAUCCUUGUAUGAUCUAAGAUACCUUAUUCAUACAAUUCUCUUCUGAUAUCUUAAUGACGAAACUGAACUCAAAAAUAUUCAUGAAGGAUGUACCAAUUUUAACAUUCCAAAUUCUAUGUAAAUAUUAAUUAUAUUUAUUUAUUUUAUUUUAUUUUCAUUCCUAUGAAUUAAACUAACCUACCUUUAUGUCAUAUUCAUCAAUUACCUAUCAUCUAAAUUACUUUAAUUACUUCACCUAAUGA